This is a messenger RNA of Neodiprion fabricii, 3058 nucleotides long. Its product is annotated as tRNA N(3)-methylcytidine methyltransferase METTL6. Lineage: Eukaryota; Metazoa; Arthropoda; Insecta; Hymenoptera; Diprionidae. The transcript is spliced from 9 exons. The record is from RefSeq and is a predicted model, not a curated record. Bases 1617 to 2444 code for a protein of 275 amino acids.
GAUAUACACGCUCGGCCGUAGGUACACUCCUGUACCUUUCGUUGUAUGUAUGCAUCUGUAUUCGACUACGACGUCCGGAUAAUAAAUAUCUACACAAACAGAAUACAGCGACACAACUGUAGGCUGACAACUAUUUUAGGUGAAACAUUCGAAGUAUUUUGACGCCUGGAAAUUCGUUAUCGUUCUUAUCUUGUACACCGUACAGAAAAUUCACACCCCAACGAAAUAUGUAUAUGUAUACUGCCUUUGAAAUCUUGCAUGUAACAGUUUUAAGAUUCUGUAUCUGUGCUAAUGUCUUCCGUUUAUUGAGCUCUCCAUCCGCACACAGGUAUAAUGAAAGUUUUACUCCUCGCUUGGAGUUCGGUAUAUAGAAACUGAUAGAAAUUCGAAAGGAGAGUUUGUAUUUUUAGAAACAGCCUCGAAUAUAAUCGUCGUGCAGCUUAUCGUGAAAUUUCAGGUUGAAAACAUUCAGUACCGUAGACUGUGUGUUCUGUAGAAUUAGAAAAAAUGUGAUUGUAAAAAUGAAUGAAUAAAUAUAAUGCUUCUACAGUGACGCGGGAAGUCAGGAAUUUAACGACGGUUUUUUUAAUGCGUCGAUUCAAUCAGUCUGAGCUGUAUUGUGUGGUACGAAUUAUUUUUCAAAUCUCAGCAGUCGUAUCACGUAUAAUGGCAGUCGUCUCGCGAUCAAUAUUCAGGAUGCACAUUCGAGAAAUAAUAUUUUCUAUCCAUAUAUAUAUAUAUUAUAUACAUGUCCGUACAUACGAUAUAGCGAUAUUGUGUUUACCGAGUUGCAGUGACAGUGUUGAAAUGGGUUAAGCGUGACCGAAAUCCAGCCGAUGCGCGAUGGUGUCACAAAUUCGCGAAUGGCAUUGUAUGCACUUACUUCUUGCGUGCCAAUAAUUAUAAUUAUACGGUGUCUCUCAAUUAUUUCGUUCCAAUCUCUGGAAUAAUUGUCUAAUUAGUAACGCCUCUACGAUAUUCUCAAUGUAGCUCGUUUAGUUUCACGUUCUCAGCAAAACGUGUUCAAAUCGCAUAAUUCAUAAAUUAUAUUAGACCAUCUGACGUUCCACUGAGAAAGAAAUCUACGGUCGUAAAAUAUCGUGAGAUUGACCUGAUUUUGAAGUGCAGUUGUUUAAAGUUCGGUAGUAACGAGUAAUGUAUUUACACAUUCUGUUUAGAGAACAAUUUAUGCCGAUUGGUUCAGUGUCAUUACACGGGAGCGUUUCAUCGCUCAAAAUAUCACCGUCGUUGGAAAUAUUCAUCGACGAUAUGGACAGAGAUGAUUAGAAUUCAAGCGAAGAACCUUCGAAUAUUGCGCGCAGGAUGUCAUAGGCGGGAAGACACGGCGCAGCGGCGGAAGUUCCCCACUUUUUAAACGCCAGCCAAUCAUCGUGAGUUAUUUCCACCUCCCAGGAAGAUCCCCGAGUCGGUCAUUUCCUCGUGUCUCGUUCACUCAUUCACGGGAUCGUGUCGAGAUAGCUGUUUCGGAAUCCGCCGCAAUCCGCGUUCUGGGUCGGAUAUUACGGUAAAAUAUGCGUGCGAAUAACGAGGUUAUACUUAAACUUUGAGUAAAUUUCGAGUCGUUUCGAAACGCGGAGAUUCGUUCGCGCGUUUCGAUGAGCCAAAGUUUUGCCAUGGAAAAAAGCGACGCUGGGCAAAUCAGUCACGUGGCAAAGCGUUUAACAGCCGACGAGGCGAGCCGAAUACUCGAGCAGAAUUCGCGUUUGGUACCGGAACGCAAGGCUGCGCAAUUCGAAAAGGACGCUAAGAAGCACUGGGAUUUAUUCUACAAGCGAAACGAGACCCGGUUUUUCAAGGACCGGCACUGGACCACGAGAGAGUUCGAGGAACUUCUCGGCCUCGGCGUUGACGACGGCGUUUUGCUCGAAGUCGGCUGCGGCGUCGGGAAUUUAUUCUACCCGCUGCUCGAGGAUGGACUUAAAAUAAGGAAAAUAUACGCCUGUGAUCUCUCUCCCAGAGCCGUUGACUUCGUCAAGAGCCACAAAUUGUUCGAUCCAGAGAAAAUAGUUGCCUUCGAAGCUGAUGUUACCGAAGUUGACUGCUUUUCUGCAAUUGAUCUUCCGGUGAAUGUGGCCACUCUGAUUUUCGUCUUAUCUGCAAUACAUCCAGAAAAAUUUAAAAUGGUUUCUAAACAUUUAUAUGCCGUUAUGAACACUGGUGGGACUGUUUUAUUUCGAGAUUACGGACUCUACGAUAUGGCACAGCUGAGGUUCAAACCGGGACACAAAAUAUCUGAGAAUUUCUAUGUUCGACAAGAUGGAACUAGGAGCUACUAUUUUUCCAUCGAAGAAGUAAGAGACAUCUUCGUUUCUGCUGGUUUUCAAGAGCUCAGCUGCUACUACGUACAGAGACGGACGAUAAAUGUCAAGGAAAAUGUCAAUGUACCGAGAAUAUUUGUUCAAGCUAAAUUCAAGAGGCCAUGAAGGGUGAACAAACUGAUACAGUGCGAUAGUGCCAUGAAAGUUUCAAACUGACGGAGUUAAACUCAUCCUCAAUGAUAAGCAUUGACAAUAAGAUUGAUUAGGAGCAAUUUCUUUGAUGGUGAAAUAUAGAACAACUUCGUGAAAAAUGAGGGAUUAAAUUCCUUUCAAAUUUGAUUCCAACAACGUCUGUAAGAACUUGUCAAUAAAAUUAUUUAGGAGCUACUCGUUUGUGGUUCGAUACAAAACACUUGUUUCCGGCGACCGGAAGUACACAGGGAAUCAAUCAAGAGAUCAAUUUGUUAUAUAUUUUCUUCAAGCAUCACUUGAAAGACCAUAACAUCGAUGAGAUUGUUUAGUGCUUCCCUUUACGUUACAACAGCGAAGAAACUUAUUCGUAUCCAGAGAUAUGAUUGCGGCUAAACAUUUUCAUCUCCAACAUUACAAGAUGACGAUUUUUCGUAACUAAACUGCAAAGGAUGUGCAGUCGUCUGACAUUACCAGUCCGUGGAUCCAGCCAAGUCUGAUAUGGAUGGUUGAACCUGAGCUAAAGAAUCGUAAAUGUUUUUACUUUACAACUGUUGUACGUCGAUAAUAAAUACAUACAAAUAUGACUA